Messenger RNA from Salvia miltiorrhiza (redroot sage), 1753 nucleotides. RefSeq lists its product as uncharacterized. Bases 1100 to 1381 code for a protein of 93 amino acids. The record is from RefSeq and is a predicted model, not a curated record. Lineage: Eukaryota; Viridiplantae; Streptophyta; Magnoliopsida; Lamiales; Lamiaceae. Gene Ontology annotation, cellular component: mitochondrion. The transcript has 3 exons.
AAACACAAAUUUUUUCGGCACAAUGUUGGUCCAUUAUGUUUAGUGUAAAUUUUAAAUGUUUAGCGUAUUUUGACUUAUGCAGCAACCACUCUUCUACCGCCAUCUCCGGCCCCUCCGCCAUCCUCUCUGCCACCGCCGCUGUGACAACGCUACACCGCCGCCGCCUCUACCGGCUGCACUCCCCCCCUCGACCAGCCCAGCACCAUCUUGCAUCUGUCCGAUUUCUCCUUUGAUCCAAACCCAGAACCAACAACAAUCCCUUUCAUCAGCCGGCCCUUCGUUCGAUUUGACCCCCUAAACCCAGAAUACACAACAAUCUCCUACAUCAGCUGCCUAUUCGCCCGAUUUCUCUCCUAAUCCAAACCUAUAAACCAACAACAAUCAUUCAUCAGUCGCCCUUUUGUCCGAUUUCUCCCUUAAUCCAAACUUAGAACCAACAACAAUCCCCUUCAUCAGGUUCCCAUUCGCCUAGUGCCAAAGUCUCUUCGUCCAAUUUCUCCUCUAAUCCAAAUCGUUACCCAUUUCCCCCUCUUUGCCGGAAAAAUCGUCCAUCCACUCAACCUCGCUCGCCGCCCCUUUGUCCGAUUUGCAAAGCUAAGUGAAAGGAGUUGGGCAUAGAAGAGAGGGUGAGAAAUUAGUUUAAAAAAUUAGGGUUUAGUUAUUUAUAAUCUAUUUAGUUAGGUGAUUAACUAGAUGUUAAUUGUAAAUUAAUUUUUACUUAAAAUAAAAGCAUGUCUUGGUACUUGGAACAACCAAAAAGAAAAUGGUGUCUUAAAUAAUGGGAGAUAAUAUAAAGUUGAUUAUUCAAACCUUUGAUUGAUAUUAUUAAUAAUUUAAUAAUAUUUAUCAUAAUACAUAAUUUAGGACUUUAAGUGAUCUCUUUUUUUUCUAACGCACAAUUUAUCUAUCAACGUCAACUACAGAAGCAAAAAUCGGCGAAUUAGUUAAUUAGGGGCGAAUUUAUUUAACGCUUUUAGUUGAAGGGGCAAGAAUUGCAGAAGUACCUCACAAGCAUUAUUGUUUAGCAGAUGUAACUGGAACACACCGUCACACUCCAUUUCUGCUAAGGAGUUCAAUUUGUGACUCUGAAUCAGUUAAAAUGGGCUACGUACAAGAAGCCAGAGAAAAUCACGUCAAGAAGAAGGUCGAAGAAGCUUUGCGCAGUAAGAUGAAACAGAAAGCACUGAAAGAAUGCGAUCAAUACGUGUCCAAAUAUGCUGAAUGUGCUGUAGGCAGAACAUUGUCCGUUGUUUGGAAAUGUCGCGGUGAAGCUAAGGAAUUGAAUACAUGCCUCCAUCAGUACACAAAUGAUUCUGUCUUGGAAAAAAUGAAGAAAGAAUACAUGCUUCAACAGGAAGGAAAGGGGUCUUUAAGCCUUUGAUUCAUUUUCCUACUGAUGAUUGGAGUAUGUUAGCUUCUGCAAGAAGAAAAGUGUGCAGCGUCGCUCUGGGGCCUACGCCUCGUUGCAUCCUGCAUACGGCAUCAUUGGUGUCCCUGCAACCUGAGAGUUUAUUCCAUGCAUUUGUUCGUUAAUUGCCGCAAUAUUUUCCUGUACCUGCAUUGUCUUUACAUUUCGUCGGAGGUGAUGAAUUGCCAAAUAUUAUAGGAUAAAUAUACUGUUCCUUUCUCUUCGUGUUUGGUGCACUUGAAUUAUUCCCCUCGAGUCCUCGACGGUUUAACACGGGAAAUUAUGUGGUUAGUGUGUGUAGCAUACUUUUGUUUUUUGAAUAAAAAGGUGAUGCAUCGAAAUAAA